AUGCUUUUAAAACAACCUACUCCCCUCCUCGCACUCGCUCUUCUUGCUGACCUCUCAUGCGCGACACGAGUUAGCUUUAUAGGGCGCCGAAUCCCGCCUGAGCUCCGUGGCCGCGUGCCACGGUCAACUCUUUCUGGCUCCUCGCCAGUUGACAAUUCUGCCGACCUGCAGUACUCAACGAACAUCACCAUAGGUGGUGCUCCAUUCGAGGUUCUAAUUGACACCGGAAGCUCAGAUCUAUGGGUGGCUGGCACUGUUGCCUCUGGCACUUCCACUGGCAAAGCUGCAACGAUCAACUACGCUUCCGGUGGCGCUUCUGGCCCAGUCCAACUCGCUUCAGUUGGAUUUGCGGGGUACACCAUCCCCAAGCAGGCUUUUAUUCAAGUCGUUCCCGACAAAGACCACCCGGUUGGUCAAGGCCUUAUUGGCCUCGGACCCUCUGAGGGAUCCGUUAUUCACCAAGCUUUCGAAGCUGCGGCCGACGAGCACACUGGUCACACAGUGCUCGAUAACAUCUUCCUGCAAAACACUGCUACCCCCAACUAUAUCACCUUCCUCCUUGGCCGUUUGAAUGACCCAUCAGGCUCGUUCCGUGGUGACCUUACCGUUGGUGAGGUACUCACGGUCCAGAACAACACCAACCUCUCAGCCAUUCUCGAUGCACCGAAGCUUAAAGUCACUGAAGUCUCGCUGGCCAACUCUGCCAACCAACACUUCCAAGUUCUGCUGGAUCCGCUUGGCUUUAUUGGCCCUGACGGCAACCCCAUCCCUGUCGUUACCCAGGUCAGCUCGACAUCGAACAAGAAACAGGCCACUGUUAUUAUCGAUACCGGGUUCUCUCUGCCACAGGUGCCAGCUGCUGUUGCCAAGUCGUUGUACAGCCGGUUCCCUGAUUCGUCGCUCGUCAAUGAUCCUGCCGUCGGUAAAAUCUGGUACCUGCCUUGCACCCAGGAAGUGAAUGUGACGCUCAAAUUCGGCGGCAUCGGUUACCCCGUCCACCCAAUGGACUCGUCCAUCGAUCCGAAAGUGUUCGGCCUCAGCCCUCGCAAGACGGCUGGUGGAAAGAACGCGUGUCUGGGGCUGUUCCAGCCCGUCUCCUUCGACACUGGCAAGAACCCAACUUUCGACAUGAUCUUCGGAAUGGCCUUCUUGAGAAACGUCUACACCUUGAUCGACUUUGGUGACUUUAUUGCCGACAGCAAAGAUAAGAAGGCCGACCCCUACAUCCAAUUCCUUUCCAUCACCAACCCUGCCAAGGCUCACGCUGACUUUGUCCGCACCCGUCUCGGCGGCAUCGACACGACGACGAGUUUUGCGGCCAACGACUCGAAUAAGAAAGACAACAACAGUACCGAUACUAACCGCACGAUCUAUUACCUCAUUGCUGCUGGCAUCGUCAUCGGUUUUGCUCUCAUUCUCCUUGGGGUCUUCAUCAUCCGCAGACGGAGAUCGUCGAAAGGUUCCUACAAGCCACUCCAUCUGCCUGGAGCCGCGCCAGGCGGCGGUGCCCCUCCGAUGUACCAAACGCAGCCAAUGUAUCAACAAACUCAACCUUACGGCGUCCAUCCACCUACCUACAACCCAGACCGCCCUUAUGACCCCCCCACCGAGCACGUGCCCUACCACAAUCCGUUUGAAGGACCACGUCGCUAA
Mycena indigotica is the source of this 1653-nucleotide messenger RNA. Its product is annotated as Peptidase A1 domain-containing protein. NCBI's taxonomy places the organism in Eukaryota, Fungi, Basidiomycota, Agaricomycetes, Agaricales, Mycenaceae. The record is from RefSeq and is a predicted model, not a curated record. Gene Ontology annotation, biological process: proteolysis. Gene Ontology annotation, molecular function: aspartic-type endopeptidase activity. The coding region runs from base 1 to 1653 and encodes 550 amino acids. The transcript is spliced from 7 exons.